AUGGUGACCGCAACAUCCACAGUCAGCUCAGCCUCGAGCUCCUCCGCGCCAGCAACGCGAAGGCAAGCGCUCGCUCGUCUCACACUCAAGGGCAAGCUCUAUCAGAAAGGCACAUCCACAGAUGCGCUUCUCAAGCGCGUUCGUCAAGUACGCACAGAGCUCAGCGAGAUGGACCAGGAUGCCGUCGACGUCAACUCGCUCAAGGACAUCUGCAAGGAGCUCGUCACCCCGGCCCUCAUGCUUCACAAGGACAAAGCCGUCAAGGCCAAUGUCGCCUGCUGUCUCGCCGACAUGCUUCGGCUCUUCGCUCCCAAUGCGCCUUUCACUCCUUCAGAGCUGCGCGACAUCUUCCAGUUCUUCCUGCACCAGCUCACCAUGUCUCAAGGCGGACUUUCGAAACCAAAUGGUCCCCAAUAUGCAGAGUACUUUUACCUACUCGAGAACCUCAGCAAUGUCAAGUCGGUCGUGCUCAUCUGCGACCUUGCUAACGCAGACGAGCUCAUGACCGACUAUUUCAAGGGCUUCCUCGAUCUCGCACGGCCAGACAUGUCCAAGAACGUAGAGAUCUGCAUGGCCGACGUGCUCGUCCAGCUCAUCGACGAGUGUGUGACGCUGCCCUCCGAGGUGCUCGAUCUUCUCCUGGCCAACUUCACACCGAAAGCGAUCAAGCACAACCCCUCGGCGCAUCGCAUCGCUGUCGAAGUCUGCUCCAACACCAAGGAUCGUCUGCAGAAGAACGUCGCUCAGUAUUUUAACGAAGUCAUCCUCUCUGCCACUUCCGAAGACGAUCAGGACGAGCGCCUGGGAAGCCUUCAGACCGCACACUCGCUCAUCGUCCAGAUCAACCGCGUCGUGCCUUCGCUUCUGCUCAACGUCAUUCCCCAGCUGGAGGAGGAGCUUCGAGCGGAAGAUGUGCAGCUUCGCGUGCUUGCAACCAAGGUGCUGGGCCAGAUGUUUGCCGAGAAGCCAUCUUCUGCUGCUGCCGAGACCAGUGAUCUGGCGCGAAGAUAUGCCGGUACAUGGCGAGCAUGGCUGGGCAGGUCCAACGACAAGUCGUCCAGUCUGCGUGUGGUGUGGGCCGAGUCGACAAAGGCAAUCCUCGUGCACCACCCAGAACUGCGCCACGACCUCACUCCCAUUCUCGAGGCCAAGCUCUUGGAGCCUGACGAACGCGUGCGAGCAGCCACUGCCAAGAUGCUCGGCUCGCUCGACUACGAGACGGCGCUGCACCACGUCGAAAAAUCGGUGUUGCUCAAACUUGCAGAUCGAUGCAAGGACAAAAAGAUGCUGGUGCGCAAAGAGUCGCUCGAAGCCGUCGGCAAGCUCUUCGACAUGGCUUACUCGGAGAUCGACAACAACGAUGCUGCUGCAAUCCAGCAAUUCGCGUGGAUCCCACAAGAGGUGUUGAAGUGCCUCUACACUGGCAACAGCGAUAUGCAAGUGCUGGUGGCCGCCGCAGUGGAGAAGUAUAUCUUGCCGAUGCCCACCAACCUCGACGAGGACGAAGCGGCAUGGACGAGUCGUCUCUUGCUUGUGAUGAAGUACCUCGAGCCCGAGGCGACCAAGGGACUGCUUCGCCUCAGCAACCUCAUCUACUCGCGCCCGUCUCUCUACGACACAUUUCUCGAGUGCUGCGAGCAGUACAACGGAGGCGACGUGGCGCCCAACCUCGACUCGAACGUGGUCAAGACCAAGAUGGCCGAUCGCAUUCGACGAUGCGCCACCAUGUUUGCCGAUCCCGAACGCGCAAAGACGGACCUGCACGCGUUUGCCAAGCUCAACGACGCACGCAUCUACCGUCUCAUCCGCACCUGCUUUGACCCGCAGACCGACCUCAAGACGGCUGUCAAGAGCCGCAACGAUGCUCUGCGACGGGUAGAGAAUGCCAAUGCGAGCAUCCUCGACACGCUCACCGUAUUCCUCCGCGGCGGAUCCUACUUUAUCCUGAAUCGGUCUUCGGUGCCUACGCUCAUACGCAAGCUCUCUGCAGCGUCGCCGCGAUCCAAAACGGGAUCGAGUCAGAGCCAGUCCCAGGAGGGGAGCGAGCUGUCGGACACAGAGACGCACCGCGCGUCGUCCAACGAGCUGCUCGAGUUCAUUGCAAAGCGAUGCCCUGCUAUGCUGGCGAUGCACGUGCCCGAGCUGUGCAAGGCGCUCUUCGACGAGUCGAAUGCGAUGCUCACCCAGACGUGCUUGCAGGCGCUCGCCUCGGUGGCGCAGUGGAACGCGGCCAAGGUGCAGCUCGACAAGAAGGCGGUGGAGCGUCUGGCCAAGCUGGUGCUCAAGGGGACGCCGUUGCAGGCCAAAUUUGCUUCCAAGCUGCUGGCGAUUGUUGCUACCGGUGGGGCUCGUGGCGGACGCAAGGCGGUCGGGCAGAAGGCGGGCACGCCGGGAACGUCGGUCUCGAGCAGCGUGGCCUUUGGUGUGUUGGAAGAAGUGCUCGACUCGCUCGCCAAGCAUCUGGCCACUGCAAAAGCGGAGCGACAGGUGGCGAUCCUGAACAGCUUGGCGCAGCUCUUCAAGCAUGCGCCCGAUGCGUCGGAGAACGUCAGCAAUACCGUUGUGCGCACCAUUCUGUCCGACAUCCUGCUCAAACCCUUGCCGGCGAGCAAGGCCAAGGCGUACGCGAACGGCAGCGAGGACUGGAUCGAGGAUGCGGCGGUCGACCACGAGUUGCAGGCCAAGCUGUUGUCGCUGCAGGUGCUGACGAGGCGAUGUGAGGCGUUUGGCGAGACGGACAGCGCCGGGGAGAUGGCCAAGCCGGUCUUCCGGCUGCUGUGGGCCGUGGUGGGAGCGGGAGAGGCCAAGGCGCUCAACACGCCCGCGCCGGCCAAGUCGCGCAUGCGCCUCCAGGCCGCAGUCUGCGUGCUCAAGCUGGCGCGUCACCCUUCGUACGAUGCCUUCAUCGGACGCGAGUACUUGGAUCUUGCCUUCACGAUCCAGGACGAAUCGUUCAACGUCCGCUCGCGGAUCCUGUACAAGCUGCUGACCUACCUGCAAGCGCGACGCAUCGACAGCCGCUUUCUGGCCAUGUCGUUCCUCGCGGCGUACGACCCGGAGGACGAGAACCGCAACAUGGUGGUGCGGUACUGUCAGUCCAACGCGCGCGGUCUGCAACCCGAGCAGCGGCUCAAGCAGCUCGACGUGUCCUUCCCGCGCUUGCUGCAUCUGCUCGCCCACCAUCCCGAUUUCAGCCGGGACACCCGUGAAGAUCUCAUGCAGUUCAUCCGCUACCUCGACUUCUUCCUCGACGCCCUGGCGACACCGUCCAACGUGUCGCUUUUCUUCUACCUCGCCACGCGCGUCAAGGGCGUCCGCGAUGCCGAGAGUCAGGGCGCGAGCGAAAACAUCUAUGCGCUGUCCGAGCUCGCUCAGCUGGUGAUCAAGAAGCGCGCUGCCGAGAAGGGAUGGUCCAUCGAAUCCUACCCCGGCAAGGUCACGCUGCCAGGCGACAUCUUCAAACCCCUGCCCAGCAGAGAGGUGCAACGCGAGAUCUAUGAUAGGUCCUAUCUGCCCGCCGACCUUGUCCGGGUGUUGAGCGAGGUCAAGGUGAAAGCCGGCAAAGCGAGUGGUGCGGGGCCCAAAUGGAGCAUGGCCAAUAUCAGUACGAAGAAGAGGAAGGCCACGGCAAAGGGCAAGAAGGGCAAGGGCAAGAAGAGGAAGAGCAGCGACGAUGAGGAUGGGCAGAGUAGCGAGUUGAGUGAGCAAGAGGAGCAGGAGGAGGAUGGGGGUGAUGAGAGCAGCGAGUUGAGCGAGGAGGAGUAG
Molecule: messenger RNA, 3765 nt
Organism: Kalmanozyma brasiliensis GHG001
Lineage: Eukaryota; Fungi; Basidiomycota; Ustilaginomycetes; Ustilaginales
Product: Armadillo-type fold
Exons: 1
Coding region: 1-3765 (1254 amino acids)
Biological process (GO): mitotic sister chromatid cohesion; DNA repair
Cellular component (GO): nucleus; chromatin
Source: RefSeq, a predicted model, not a curated record